UUACAAACAGUAUCAUUUUUAUCCAAUCAGACGCCUGCAUCACACCUCAACAACCAGCCGAAAGUUUCUACAGUUUACGUCAAAGUAACCAAUCAGCAGCCUGAUUCAAACCCCAGUCACACCCACUCGACCAAUCAGAUCAAUAACAAAAACAAGUUCACGGUUCUCUGAAUCCGGUUAGUGGUCACAUGACAUGCAGAUUGAAGAGAGAGAGAGAGGGGAAACCAAACUGCCAACACAGAAGGACAUGAAACAUCUUUCUAAUCAUAUGCUGUAAACAGCAGUAGUGCACUAACAAUAUUCAAAAAACAACAAGACUGGAGUGCUGUGUAAAAUACUCACAUUGUACAUACUGUGUAAAUGUCACACACUCCUAUCAUUCCUUCCUCCAUCUUUCUCUGCUCCAGGUCAAACACUGCUUAUAUGUUUAAUAUAGUUUGGUGAACUGGUAAACCAUUACAGACGUCAUGCAGAGCUGAUGUGGUUAGAGAUACGAAAGGGGAAGGAAAUGUUCAUUUUAGUUGCUGAUGCUGCUUGUCAUUCACUCAGUACGGAAGAGAACGACAGUAGCGUUUGUCACACAGAAUUUGGUCUUUUAAAAGAAACGCUUGUUAAAGUUCAUCAUGUGGGACGUUCUGCUGCUCUUUUCCAGCAUCUGUACAGCUGUUGUUGUAGGAGCUCCAGAUACAGUUACAGGACACAGAGGAGAGAGAGUUGAGAUCAGAUGUCCAUAUGAAUCUGGAUAUGAAUCAAAUUCAAAGUAUUUUUGUAAAGGGGACUGUAAAUAUGCUCGAAAUAAAAACAUCAUGGUUAAAUCAGGAUCUCCAGCUAAAGACGAGAGAUUCUCUCUGACUGACGACACGACGAACAGAGUUUUCACCGUCACCAUCACUGAUCUGAGAACAGAGGAUGAAGACAAAUACUGGUGUGCUGUGGAGAGGACUUUUACUGAUUUGUCUUUAACUGAUGUCUAUUCAGAGAUUUUGCUGAAGGUUAAAAAGGAUAAAAACACCACUGAAGUUUCAACCAUCAGCUCUUUUUCAAAAACACAGUCGUAUUUCAGCACAACAGAACUGAAUCCACAAUCAGUGUCUCAUCAAACUGAAACUGAAACAACAAGAACAACAACAGGAAAUACUACAGUUCAACUCCAUCAGCAAACCACUAUGAUGCGUUCAGACCUGUCUUCUGUUGCUGGCGGUCUGGGUUCGGUUCUGCUGGUUCUGACUCUGUGUUCUGGAACGUUCCUCAUCCUGAAAAAGAGGAAAAGGAAAUGUGGGACAGCUUUAUUUCAGCAAAAUGUGCAGCACAAUACAGAGACUGACCGCAUGUAUGAAGAGAUUCCAAACAGUGACGUCGCUGCGGUAACAUCUUCAGCCAAUCAGACGCCUGCAUCACACCUCAACAACCACCCAGAAGUCUCUGCUGUUUACACCACAGUAACCAAUCAGCAGCCUGAUUCAAACCCCAGUCACACCCACUCGACCAAUCAGGUGACAGAUACAGACUGUGAUUAUUAUGCCAAUAUGAAGUCACCUGACCCAACACAGGACAGCAGGACAGAACUGAUCUACGUGACAGCAACAACAACACAUUCACAAAACAACGCAAGAAAUAAGGGUGUAAUAUAUUCAGUGAUCAACCAUAAAUAAAAAAAAAAAAAAACUGUCAAAAUCUGUUAAAAUCUACAUUGCUUUAAUGAAUCAAUAUUUUGACACACUUUUAUGUACAAAACACAGUUUAUAAGUGUAUAAUGUUCAUUAUGCUUCACUAACAAGAUAACCAGCUAACAACAAAUAAAUAAAAAUUGUGUGAUUUUUAAUGUACUUGGUACACCUCUUUUACAGUUAAAGCAUAUAAAAAGUCAACUUAAGCUUCUUAA
This is a messenger RNA of Ctenopharyngodon idella (grass carp), 1882 nucleotides long. RefSeq names its product CMRF35-like molecule 3. The transcript is spliced from 9 exons. The record is from RefSeq and is a predicted model, not a curated record. The coding region runs from base 624 to 1652 and encodes 342 amino acids. NCBI's taxonomy places the organism in Eukaryota, Metazoa, Chordata, Actinopteri, Cypriniformes, Xenocyprididae.